Messenger RNA from Brettanomyces nanus, 936 nucleotides. RefSeq lists its product as uncharacterized. Lineage: Eukaryota; Fungi; Ascomycota; Pichiomycetes; Pichiales; Pichiaceae. The record is from RefSeq and is a predicted model, not a curated record. The transcript has a single exon. The coding region runs from base 1 to 936 and encodes 311 amino acids.
AUGUCGAGAAUAUUUCUCAACCAGAAUUACCGCCUAUUCAAGGUGAGGCCACUACCAAAAGUUCUCGACGAACAGUUGCCGGAUUCGGACUCUUAUGUGUCCUCGAUAGUCGACACCCUCUGCAAUGACGAAUACGGAGAUAACCCAUUUUUAACAGAUCUCAAACGUCAAUUGGCCAGUACCAUUUUGACUAAUGAAAUGUACAAGACGGAAAAUUUAACAGCAGCGGCUUCUUCUUUGAUUCCUCUCAAUUCCAGACUCUACUCAAACGGCCGGUCUACCAACGACAAGUUGAAUAUAGUAGAGAUCCUGCAUAAUCUAAGACUCAGGAAGAAAAUCAAUCACGUGAUAUAUGAUCAGGUGAAAAUUAAAGUUGGACACCUUCGAUUUCAAUUCUUGGAUUUGAUUCCUGUUCAAAUCUUUAUCUUUAUUGAGAUAGAACCUACAGAAGUGUUACUAUUGACCAAGGCUCUGCCAAAGAUGCAGAACGUGAUUGCACAUUACCUAGUGAAUCAGCUAGGAUGCCUAUUUGAGCCGUUGAAGCUGAGUGACGAAUUUUUGCGGUCUACUGUGGAUACGUCAGUGAAACUGGCCAAUCGUCACGAAGAUAUUGGUGGAAUGGAGUUAAUGUUUUCCUCGAUACAAACUAAAGGAAAUGCAUUGAACUCGAUUGCACUUAAUGUCGAGUCACAGGACAUAGCGAAGUUUAUGGACAGAAAAGGAUUUAUGCAUAAUAUAUGCGAGUAUAUGCAGACAGAAACAUCAAUCGACUUUUCUCAAUUGGCUCUUACAAGGCUUCGAAGCGAACUGUUUCUUCUUGGAGCAGACGGCAGAUUGCGGCUGUCUAGUUUGCUCAGCUUUCGAUCCGAUCCAGAAAAAUUUGCAGAUGACCGGCCCACAAUAUGGGCUCUCUUAAUGCUAUUGUAUAGACAGUAG